CUAGAAUUAACAAGACAGUGUACCAAUAGCGGGACCUCCAUUUUCAAAAAAUUCUCCAUUUGUGUUCAAUUUGUUAAAAUUUCAUCCAAUCCUCAAACUCACAACACACAGACAAACAUCCACUCUCUCUCUCUCUCACUCCUCUCAUACUCACACUAUCAUUCAAAUCAACUUACAAAUUAUUCAAGAAUCGUCGUCAUUUAGCAAAUUUCUUCGAUUAAUCGACAUUUGCGUUCGUCAGAUCUGUUCUAGGGUUUCAGCUUCUAUCCAUUUUCGGAUUUACCCCCAAUUCGAGCAUAACUAUUACGAUCCCUAAAAAAUCCAAUGAUUUCGACGUGAAUUGAAAUCCUAGGGUUUUUGGUUUUGUGUAUUUAUUGCAAAAUGCAGAGCUCAACGAGCUCGGCAAUGGCGGCCCAACCAGAGGCGAUACUGGAAUGGCUUCAAAAAGAGAUGGGAUACAGGCCUGUAGGCCCGUACACGGGCCCAAGCAGGGCGGGGCAGGGUCCAUCGGCGGAUGCAAUUAGGAAGGUUUGUAGAGGGAAUAUGAUUCCGGUGUGGAAUUUCUUGCUUCAGAGGGUGAAAUCGGAGAAGACGGCGGAGACGAUUAGAAGGAAUAUACUAGUUCACGGAGGAGGUGAUAGUGGUGGUGGUGGAAAGGGCAAGGAUGUUGGGAAGAGAAGGGAGAAAGAGAGAGGGAAAUCGGAGGCUUUGCAGGAGAGGGAGGCUGCCGAGAAGGAGGUGGAGAGGUUGAGGCAGAUUCUUAGGAGGCAGAGGAAAGAAUUGAAGGCUAAAAUGUUGGAGGUUUCGAGGGAGGAAGCUGAGAGGAAGCGUAUGCUUGAUGAUCGCGGAAAUCUCAGGCAUAAGCAGGUUAUGUUGGAGACAUAUGAUCAACAAUGCGAUGAAGCAGCAAAAAUAUUCGCUGAAUAUCAUAAACGCCUUCGUCAUUACGUCAGUCAGGCUAGGAAUUCUCAGAGGUCCAGUGUUGAUCUCUCUACUGAAGUAGCUAGUACAGUACAUGCGAGCAGUGAGAAAGAGUCUGUUUACUCUACUGUUAAGGGAGCCAAAGCUGCUGAAGAUGUCAUUCUCAUUGAAACCACCCGCGAAAGGAACAUCAGAAAAGCCUGUGAGUUUCUUGCAUUACAUACACUUGACAGAAUACGCAGCUCUUUUCCUGCUUUUGAAGGAAGUGGUGUGCACUCAAAUCCACAGCUAGAAGCUGCUAAGUUGGGAUAUGAUUUUGACGGGGAAAUACCUGAAGAAGUUAAUAUUGUUGUUGGAAAUUGCCUAAAAAGUCCACCUUUGUUACUUCAAGCUAUUACUGCAUAUGCUCAGCGGCUGAAGUCAUUGAUUAGUAGAGAGAUAGAGAAAGUUGAUGUCAGAGCCGAUGCUGAAGCACUCAGGUACAAGUAUGAGAACAACCGAGUGAUGGAUGCUUCAUCCCCAGAUGCGACAUCACCAUUAAGCUAUCAACUUUAUGGUAAUGGAAAGAUAGGGGCGGAUCUACCUUCAAAGGGAAGUGAAAAUCAGCUUCUUGAAAGACAGAAAGCUCAUGUUCAACAAUUUGUAGCUACAGAGGACGCUCUAAAUAAAGCUGCAGAAGCUCGAAGCAUCUCUGAGAAGCUUCUAGUACGUCUGCAUGGAAGUGAUGUUAAUUCUCACCUGCCCAAUGUUGGAGGAACGUCGCAUAAUGUUGGGAGUCUCAGACAAUUCCAGCUGGAAGUGUGGGUGAAGGAAAGAGAAGCUGCUGGAUUGAGGGCAAGUGUAAGUACAUUAAUGUCUGAGGUGCAGCGAUUGAAUAAGUUAUGCGCUGAGAGGAAAGAAGCUGAAGAUUCUUUGAAAAAGAAAUGGAAAAAGAUUGAGGAGUUUGAUUCUCGAAGAUCUGAACUUGAAUCGAUUUACACUGCUCUUCUUGACGCUAAUAAGGCUGCUGCUGCAUUUUGGAGUCAACAGCCAUUGGUUGCCCGCGAAUUUGCUUCAAGUACUAUCAUUCCAGCUUCUACAGUUGUGAUAGAUUUAUCGAAUAGUGCAAAGGAUCUAAUUGAAAAAGAAGUUUCAUCGUUCCUGCAAAGUCCCGAUAAUAGUCUUUACAUGCUGCCAGCAAGUCCACAGGCUCUCCUGGAGUCCAUGGGUGUUAAUGGGUCGACGGGGCCAGAUGCCCUAGCUGCUGUGGAGAAAAGUGCCGCUUUAUUGACGGCAAGAGCUGGUGCAAGGGAUCCAUCUGCAAUUCCUUCAAUCUGUCGCAUUUCUGCUGCUCUUCAUUAUCCUUCUGGAUCAGAUGAUGGUUUGGCAUCAGUAUUAAAAGCCUUGGAAUUCUCUCUAAAACUACGGGGUUCUGAGGCCUGUGUGCUGGAGGACUUAGCUAAGGCAAUCAAUUUGGUUCAUAGUCGAAGAAACCUUGUUGAAAGUGGUCGUACAGUGUUAAACCAUGCUCACCAUGCACAGCAGGAAUAUGAAAGAACUACAAGGUACUGUCUUUCGUUGGCCUCUGAACAAGAAAGAACUGUGGUUGAAGAAUGGUUGCCUGAGCUCAGAAAUGCUGUACUAAAUGCUCAGAAGAGCCUGGAAGAUUGUAAAUACGUCAGGGGUUUGCUUGAUGAGUGGUGGGAGCAACCAGCCUCAACUGUUGUUGACUGGGUUGCAGUUGAUGGUCAAAACGUAGGUGCUUGGCUUAAUCAUGUGAAGCAGCUUCUUGCAUUUUAUGACAAGGAACUAUUGUAGGCUGUGAGCAUCCUCAGUGGACCAACUUAUUAAAUUUUCUUCUCCAUUUGACCACUUGUAAAUCUCAAGUUUUUGGCUGAGAAGGUGGCUCGAAGCUUCGAACUAUCAGGUUUUGGCCAGGUAUACCAGAUUUUAGGAUCAUGGAGACAGUUGGAAGAUCAUCUCAUUCCAAAUUAGAGGUACAGGACAUAUCUCCCACCCACGCUCUUUGUACAGCAGCUUAUUCUCUUGUAUAAACUUAUGUAUCGGUUCUUACAUUGGGUUUCCGUGCCACUAGAAGGGCAGUGUAUCUUUCGCCUAACUUCUCUAUUGUAGGAAAGCAGUCUGUGUGAUUUAUAAUGUAAAGAAUUCUACUUGUAGACCUCAUUUAAUUCUAAUGCUAAUGGAAUGCCAUUCUUUUUGUAUUUGUUA
Messenger RNA from Spinacia oleracea (spinach), 3129 nucleotides. Its product is annotated as AUGMIN subunit 5. The record is from RefSeq and is a predicted model, not a curated record. The transcript is spliced from 10 exons. Gene Ontology annotation, biological process: spindle assembly. NCBI's taxonomy places the organism in Eukaryota, Viridiplantae, Streptophyta, Magnoliopsida, Caryophyllales, Amaranthaceae. Bases 382 to 2718 code for a protein of 778 amino acids. Gene Ontology annotation, cellular component: HAUS complex; spindle microtubule.